AUCAUUCGCCCAAACGCACCUGUAACCCUUGACGGGAAUUCACGUGGAACACGUGCCGCUUCUGCCAGGAUUGACUUGCUGAUGUGAGAUAGCGAAGAUGAGGUCUCAGGUUCUCCUGUUGGUCCUGUCGUGCUUCACCCUCGCCUCGUGCGGAGACGUGGUUAUCCGUGGAGAGGGAAGUCUCAUCAAAGUCCAGUCCGACUGUAGCAAAACAAGAAAUGGCGUCACGACCAUCACUCUUUAUGCAGACCAACCCGUUGUUGUGAACUUCGUUUGCAAAGGCGGCGUUGUCGUUUCGCCGAAAACACGAGACGGUGUGACAUACGUCCAAACAGCUGCCUUCGUACCUGGUGCAGGACCUGUCUGUCUGUUUGAGAAAAUGGCAAGGGCCCAAGUAUAUAAACUGAAAGUAGAAGUCGCCAGAGGAAAGAAAGGGGGAACUUUCGUCGUGAAUGACGAUAACAUCUUUCUCGUCACAUGCAAAUAUGACUCUGAAUCGAAAAAUAGUACCACUAAGGAAUACAUUGACCUCGGACAUUAUAUUUUCGAGGAGAUUUUUAAGAACAGUGGCUCAAGACUCAAAAGCAUUCCAGUGGAACUGGCGGCCGUAGACGUAAUUGGAAAACCAGUCAAAGACGCGUCACUCGGGCGUAUUGUGAAGCUCCGUGCAAAGGUUAAAGGGUCACUGCGCCUUCGUCCCGUCAGCUGUGUUGCCUUCAAUGGCGUCAAGGAGUAUCGGAUUCUACUUGGCGGGUGUGGUGAUGGCAUUGUGUUCCGAAAGACAUCCGGCUUCAAAGUGAGAGGCAGAAUCAUCGACAGUCCAUUCUUCGUGGCCUUCCGUCUACAGGGGUCCGUGCACAUGGGGUUCAAGUGUAACUUCACCGUCUGUCACAACGCAGCCAAGUGUGAUGGGAAUUCCUGCUACAAGAAAAACAGAAAAAGACCUAAGCGAACAGCAUUGUAUCCUUUACAAACAGGUCCGGAGUACGAAGAACAGGAAGAAGAGAUGUUUCCCGUCACCGCCGUGAUGUCUCCCAUCACAAUCAAGCCGUCCUCCAACCGACGACGACGACGAACAUGUCGAAGACACGUCCACGCAUUCCUCUCGCGGCGGCCUCCGUGUCCAUCCGCCCUUCCAUAACACGUUCCAAGUUCGGUGUUGAUGGACUCCUUUCGGAAUUAAACUGGUGGUAUACGGUU
This is a messenger RNA of Haliotis rubra (blacklip abalone), 1200 nucleotides long. RefSeq names its product vitelline envelope sperm lysin receptor-like. The transcript is spliced from 10 exons. NCBI's taxonomy places the organism in Eukaryota, Metazoa, Mollusca, Gastropoda, Lepetellida, Haliotidae. The record is from RefSeq and is a predicted model, not a curated record. The coding region runs from base 98 to 1141 and encodes 347 amino acids.